This is a messenger RNA of Ceratosolen solmsi marchali, 1711 nucleotides long. RefSeq names its product glutamyl-tRNA(Gln) amidotransferase subunit B, mitochondrial (gene GatB). The record is from RefSeq and is a predicted model, not a curated record. Gene Ontology annotation, biological process: glutaminyl-tRNAGln biosynthesis via transamidation; mitochondrial translation. Bases 88 to 1686 code for a protein of 532 amino acids. Lineage: Eukaryota; Metazoa; Arthropoda; Insecta; Hymenoptera; Agaonidae. Gene Ontology annotation, cellular component: glutamyl-tRNA(Gln) amidotransferase complex; mitochondrion. The transcript has 10 exons. Gene Ontology annotation, molecular function: glutaminyl-tRNA synthase (glutamine-hydrolyzing) activity.
AUAAAGGCUACCGGACAGUAAUUACGAUUAUGUAAAAGAUGAAGCGGUAGAUGGAUUUUUAUUUAAAAAUCUCAUUGUGCUCUCAGUAUGAAGCUAUUUUCUAUUUCCCGUUGUUAUGUUAGUAAUAAUAGUUUAAAGCAAAAUAGCCUUUUGAUAAAUCGAUGUUUUUGUAAUAAAGUUAAAGAGAAUAACAAAAUAGAAACACAAUGGCAUUCUGUGGUUGGACUUGAAAUUCAUGCUCAAAUAUCAUCAAAUUCAAAGUUAUUUUCUGGAUCGAGUACUGAAUUUGGAAAUCCAGUUAAUUCUUGUGUAUCCUACUUCGAUUGUGCAACACCAGGAACAUUGCCAGCUUUAAAUAGAAAGUGCGUGGAAGCUAGUGUAAUUACAGCGCUCGCCUUAUCUUGUAAAGUUAAUGAAAUUUCGCUCUUUGAUAGAAAACAUUACUUCUACGCUGAUUUACCUGCUGGUUAUCAAAUUACUCAACAGCGCCAACCAAUUGCUGUAGAUGGAAAAAUAAAUUUUCACGUAUUUACUCCUGGAAUUCAUAAAGAACCUUAUUUCAAAUCAUGUAAGUUGAAGCAAAUACAGAUAGAGCAAGACAGUGGAAAAACAAUACACGAUGAUUAUUUAAGAAAAAAUCUAAUAGAUUUGAACAGGGCUGGAAACCCAUUAAUGGAAUUUGUGUUUGAACCAACGCUGAAUGAUGGCGAGGAAGCAGCAGCACUCGUUAAAGAACUUAUGCUUAUUUUACAAAGACUCGACACAUGCUCGUGUAAAAUGGCUGAGGGGGCAUUAAGAGUGGACGCUAAUAUAUCCAUUAAUAAAUGUAAUGAAGCGUUAGGGGUUCGGACAGAAGUGAAAAAUAUUGGAAGUGUACGAUCUGUUGCCGCAGCUAUUAAAUACGAAAUCCAAAGACAAAUUAGCAUACGUAAUAGUGGAGGUGUGGUGGUUAAUGAGACACGAGACUGGGAUGAAUGCUCUGGUAAAACAAUUUUUUUGAGGGGUAAAGAAAGUUAUCAGGAUUAUCGUUUCAUGCCAGAACCAAAUCUACCACCUUUGCACAUUCAUACCGAUGAGACUUCUGAAAAUAAGUAUAAUUUAAUCGAUGCUGUGGCAUUAAAAAAUCAAAUACCAGAGAUGCCUCAAGAAACACGUGAUAAACUGAAAAUUGAAUUUAAUAUAUCCAAGUCAUUGAUAAUUGUUUUGGUGAACUUUCCGGAGCUCUUGCAAUUAUUUUUCUACAUUAUUAAAAACAAUGGGAAAAGGUCACCAAAUAUUGUUGCCAAAAUCUUAGUAUACCAAACUCUAACAUUUAUUUAUAAAAAUAAGUUGGAUUUAGCUUAUUGCUUCACAAUAAAGGAUCAUCUUUGUGAAUUGAUCGAUCUUUUACAAUCAGAGAAAAUUACAUUAUUGACAAUUGACAAUGUAUUAAUGGAAAUUUUAAAGGACCAAACUAUGUUUCCUAGCCAGAUUAUCGAAAGGAAUAACUGGAUUCAAAUUAAUAACGAUGAUGAAUUGCGAAAAAUUUGUCAAGAUAUUCUUAAUAAAUAUCCACGUCAGGUGAAACAAUAUAAAGGUGGAAAAAAACAGAUAUUUAAGUAUUUUGUCCGUCAAAUCAAAGAGUCAACAAACGAAAGAGCAAAUAUGUCACAAGUUGUACAAAUAUUAAACGAACUGUUAAAAUAAUAAACAUAGAUAUUAUAAAUAAAAA